This is a messenger RNA of Solea senegalensis (Senegalese sole), 1147 nucleotides long. It is a transcript of the gene nudt2, whose product is annotated as nudix (nucleoside diphosphate linked moiety X)-type motif 2. Bases 75 to 524 code for a protein of 149 amino acids. The transcript is spliced from 4 exons. The record is from RefSeq and is a predicted model, not a curated record. Gene Ontology annotation, molecular function: bis(5'-nucleosyl)-tetraphosphatase (asymmetrical) activity. Lineage: Eukaryota; Metazoa; Chordata; Actinopteri; Pleuronectiformes; Soleidae. Gene Ontology annotation, biological process: ATP biosynthetic process; AMP biosynthetic process.
GCAGUUCUGUCAAGCGGUGGGUAACAGUGAACUGAACCAGCUUUCUGGGGAUUAUUAUAACAAUUAUCUGGAAGAUGGCGCUGCGAGCUUGUGGCUUUAUAGUGUUUCGACGUGUGGCCAACAGUGUUCCUCCCCCAGGCAACAUUGAGUACCUGCUGCUGCAGACCUCGUAUGGGGAGAACCACUGGACUCCACCCAAAGGUCAUGUGGACCCAGGCGAAGAUGACCUCACCACAGCCUUGAGAGAGACACAGGAGGAGGCGGGGCUGAGGGCAGAGCACCUGCGGGUGAUUGACAGCUUUGUUCAGGAGCUGCACUAUGAAGUGCGAGGCAGACCCAAGGAGGUGCUGUACUGGCUGGCCGAGCUCCGAGACCCAGGAGCAGCAGUGACUCUGUCUGACGAGCACCAGGACUAUCGCUGGGCCCGGCUGGAGGAGGCAUGCAGUCUGGCCCAGUACAAAGACCUGCAGGACACGCUGCGCGCAGCACACACACACUUACAGACCCAGGGCGACAAACUGUGAUCAAACAGAGAAGACCGUUGACUACAUGCACGACUACUUCCGGUAAGCUGUGAGCCACAGAUGCAGAGAUGUUCUGCAGAAGAUACAAGAAUAUUUAGUGGAGGUUGUGCACAGAGGGAUGUAGAGGCCUUUUUCAUUUGUGCCAACUACUAAAACAACUAAAAGACAAUCUAAAACUUUUGGAUCUUUAUCAGACAUUUACCUUAAAAAGUCCAAGUUUCCCAUGUCUUAUAUUUUACCUGAAAUUCCAUAAUCACAUGAGAGAAGGUGACAAUAAAGUAGCUUAAAACAUUAUAUACCUCAACCAUCAGUGCACAAACAUAGAAAGUGGUUCCCUUAAAAAGUCCAAGCUUCCCUUGAGUGACAACUGAAUCCAUUCACGAUUGUCUUAAUAACACAGUUCAUUUCCUCUUUUUAAAAUGGAGCUAAACGAAGAUCAAAAGAAUCAAUGACAGACAAUUACUGAUUUAACUUCAGUCAUGGCAAAAAAAAAAAGAUGAUUAUCUUUGUUUUUGAAUGUUCAUCAUGAUUAAAAAGUAACAGGACGUAGUGGGGAAAUGAUUUGUAAUGUAAAUAAAGUGAAAUACUCAAACCUGAAAAUAAAUUCCAGAGGCAUCAUUUUA